Messenger RNA from Hyla sarda, 1320 nucleotides. It is a transcript of the gene STOML2, whose product is annotated as stomatin like 2. Gene Ontology annotation, cellular component: membrane. Gene Ontology annotation, biological process: regulation of DNA-templated transcription. The transcript has 10 exons. Bases 87 to 1148 code for a protein of 353 amino acids. Lineage: Eukaryota; Metazoa; Chordata; Amphibia; Anura; Hylidae. Gene Ontology annotation, molecular function: DNA-binding transcription factor activity. The record is from RefSeq and is a predicted model, not a curated record.
CUGUCAGUGACGUCAUCUGCUGGCGCCGCUGGAGAGGUUGCACACUGGUUACAGCAGACUUGCCAUAGUUUCGGUUUCUGGCGGACAUGCUGAGGGCAGUGAGCCGGGUUGGGGGCGCCCUGCUGCGGGGCUCCCAAAUAAAUGGUCCUAAAGCCUGGAGUGUUGAGGUGCGCCGCUGCGCCUCAUCUGGAACUCCCAUGAACACAGUCGUCUUGUUCGUUCCCCAACAGGAGGCCUGGGUGGUGGAGCGUAUGGGCCGGUUCCAUCGCAUUCUGGAGCCUGGUCUGAACAUCCUCAUUCCAUUUCUGGAUCGCAUCCGCUAUGUACAGAGUCUGAAGGAGAUUGUGAUCAACGUUCCUGAGCAGUCCGCUGUGUCCCUGGACAACGUAAGCUUACAGAUAGAUGGAGUGCUGUACCUGCGCGUCAUGGACCCUUAUAAGGCCAGCUACGGUGUGGAGGAUCCAGAAUACGCAGUCACUCAGUUGGCCCAGACCACCAUGCGUUCUGAACUCGGCAAGCUGUCAUUAGACAAGGUCUUUAGGGAAAGAGAAUCGCUCAACUCCAGUAUUGUGCAUGCCAUAAACCAGGCUUCCGAUUACUGGGGGAUCAAGUGUUUGCGGUACGAGAUUAAGGACAUCCAUGUGCCUCCCAAAGUCCGAGACGCCAUGCAGAUGCAGGUUGAGGCUGAGCGGCGAAAAAGGGCCAUGGUGUUAGAAUCUGAAGGGACCAGAGAGUCUGCAAUCAAUGUGGCUGAAGGGGAGAAACAGUCCCAGAUCUUGGCCUCCGAAGCCGAGCGAGAGGAACAGAUCAACAGAGCUGCAGGUGACGCAAAUGCAAUCCUAGCCAGGGCUAAAGCCCGGGGCGAGGCGAUACGUCUGGUGGCAGAAGCCCUCAACAAGCAGAACGGCAAUGCUGCUGCAUCGCUCUCCAUAGCAGAGCAGUACGUUACCGCCUUCUCCAAAUUGGCGCAAGAGUCCAACACCAUACUACUACCUGCAAACACAGGAGACAUCAGCAGCAUGGUGACCCAGGCCUUGGGAAUUUACAGCACAGUGACCAAAAACAUGAAAAACAUACAGCAGAAAAGUUCUUCUACAGAACCAGCAGAAGCCGAGCAAUUCACAGAGGAUCUGAAGGAGAGGUCCUGAUGGGCGGUCCAGCCGCGGCGCACAACAAUGUCGCUGUGCACUGUUAGGAGAUUUUUGUAUUUUAAGAAUGACCUUAUAAGUACGUCACAUGAUUAUAUAUGAUUUCAAACAAACAUGGGCUCCGUUAUUUGCUGUUAUGUUCAGGGCUGUGACAAUUUGUUUUCUUUUCCCA